Vitis riparia (riverbank grape) is the source of this 1334-nucleotide messenger RNA. RefSeq names its product RNA exonuclease 4-like. Gene Ontology annotation, molecular function: 3'-5' exonuclease activity; nucleic acid binding. Gene Ontology annotation, biological process: rRNA processing. The transcript has 7 exons. Bases 48 to 1103 code for a protein of 351 amino acids. NCBI's taxonomy places the organism in Eukaryota, Viridiplantae, Streptophyta, Magnoliopsida, Vitales, Vitaceae. The record is from RefSeq and is a predicted model, not a curated record. Gene Ontology annotation, cellular component: nucleus.
CUUCGAGUAAAAAAAACUUGUCAUCGGCAACUGUUUUCCAGAGCAGGAUGGAGUCCUCAGAGUCCCAAAGGAACAAGUGUGCAGCUUGCUACAGACAAUUCAACAGGUUGGAGCACCUGGUUGAUCACAUGAGGACCUCGUAUCACUCGGUUCAUGAGCCAACCUGUGGAAUUUGUAAGAAACACUGCAGAUCUUUUGAAUCUCUCAGGGAGCAUCUCAUAGGGCCGUUGCCAAAAGUGGAAUGCGCAAGAAUAUUCAGUGUCCGCGGAUGCAACCUCUGCUUAGAUAUCCUUGGCAGCCCUAAUGCACUUAGGGUUCAUCGAGGGACAUGCCAACUUUCACGCGGAAACACCGGAGCGCUGCUUUCUCGCAUGGCUAACCUAGGUAUUCAGGAUGACCUGAAUAGCAGAACAAGAGGCUCAAAGGUGGUUGCACUGGGCUGCAAAAUGGUAGGGGGUGGAACCGAUGGCUCGCUGGAUCUUUGCGCAAGGGUUUGCCUCAUCGAUGAAAAUGAAAACAUCAUCUUCCAUACUUAUGUCAAGCCCCAAAUUCCAGUCACAAACUACAGGUAUGAAACCACAGGGACAAGGCCCGAAUUCUUGAGGGAUGCAAUGCCAGUGAAGCAAGUCCAAAGAAAAAUCCAAGACUUCCUUUGCAAUGGAGAGCCCAUAUGGAAGAUUCGUUCUAGAGGUGGAAAAGCUAGGAUUCUCGUGGGUCAUGGUUUGGAUCAUGACCUGGACUGUCUACAAAUGGAGUACCCAACGCUAAUGAUCAGGGACACAGCUAAGUAUCCUCCAUUGAUGAAAACAAGCAAGCUCAGCAACUCACUGAAGUAUCUGACACAAGCAUACCUCGGGUAUGACAUCCAAACUGGCAUACAAGAUCCUUAUGAGGAUUGUGUUGCAACAAUGAGGCUUUACAUGAGAAUGCGAUCCCAAAGUCAUAAAAUAGAGGACUACCCGCUCGCGUCUGACCCGCAGAACCGAAACAACUUUGCAUCAGGGAGGCAAAAUGAGCUAGAGAGGAUGACCCCAGAUGAAAUGUUGGAAAUCUCCAGGUCUGAUUACUAUUGUUGGUGCCUAGACACGAAGGAAAGCUCCUGAAUAUUGAGGCCAGCCAACUUGUUCCAAGGAGCUGGACACAUAUGUAUGGUACUAAUGUUGGACGUCAAAUUCCAUGUAGUUUAAUGCAUGACCUUACCAAAUCAUAAAUAAACAUGGGAAUGAUAUAUGCCAUUUCCAUUGAAUGAUGUUUAAAGUUGUACUGCAUGAACAAAACUCAUCUAGCAUAGUGAUACUACAUGCAGGUUUCCUUAAUGAAUAAAAUGUUAUGUA